AUCGGGACUGGUCCAUCUUAUGUAAAUUAAUUAUCCGCUUUGUUCUGUAUUUUCUGGUUUUCUAUAAUAAUCGGACAUUUUUAUGAUUGCCGCGUUCGGCAAUUCGACUUCUUUCUGCCGCCCGGCUUUAUUUGCAACAGAUCCCACUGCGACUGUGCCCUUCCCCAUCUCUCUCCGCCUCAUCGAUAUCGCAGCGUACUACCACUUCAAGUUGCUCAUCCUCCUACCCCCAUUGUUCUGUCUUCCCCUAUAUCGUCUGUGGAAGCAUCUCGUCCUCCUUACUAGUUUAACAUCUCUAGUACACCUUAAUUUCAGUCUAAAUUAACCGGCCUUCCCCGGUCGAUAAAGAGACGCCGAGUCACCGUUGACGUUGAUAACCGUAUCGACCUCAAGUAGGAAUGCAAGGCACUUCAGAGUUUGUAGACGAGCAGUCAAGAGCAGCUUCAAAAGCGCCUAUCGUGCGCAAUCCAAGAGCAUGCACCGUUUGUCGGGCAGCGAAGAUGAAAUGCGUCGGGGCAGAGGACGGUCUUAAGUCUUGCCAAAGGUGCAAAAGAACAGGUGUAGAUUGUGUCUUUGAGAAACAUCGCAGAGGGCGCAAACCUGGAUCAAAGCUAUCUGAAGCGUCUAAAAUGCUCCGACGCUUAGAGAAAGGAUUAAACACAGCGAAACUCAAACAAAGUGAUUCAUCGUUGUCGACAGUAUUCCCUGCCGAUCCCCGUACUCCUCAGGCAGAAAACACUCAGUUUGGCGGACUCCAGUCCUCUGACGCUUAUGGUUCCGCUGACGGAUAUGCGGCUUCAAGCGUCAGUUCACGCACUGUUGAUCCAGAGGAGGAAGAGGACGGGGAAAGGAGCGACGAGAAAUUCCCUGCCAAAUUAAUUAGAAGGGAAAACUCCUUUUUCAGGACCAUCCUCAACCCAGAACACAAGUCGCCAAUGCUCCAUGUGCCUCGAAAUCCUUACCUCCCACAGUCAUUGCGUCCGGCGCCUCUCCCGUUCGGCUGCAGUGAUCCAAUCACAGCCGGCUUAAUCAACGAAAACAAAGCAAAGAUCCUCUUUGACGCCAUCUUCCUUCGACUGAAUCCAUUUAUUAAUCUUUUCGAUCCAGCUCUGCAUUCUGUCGCCUAUGUGCGAUCUAAAUGCCCUUUGUUAUUUACUACCUUGAUAAUGGCUGGCUGCAAAUUCUUCGAACCAAGCUUAUACAAGGAGUGUCUGAAGCUUGCUAAUGACCUUGCAGUCCGGGCAUUUGCAGAAGGUUGGAAACGAGUAGAAGUUAUUCAAGCAUUUGCGUGCCUUACUUAUUGGAGAGAACAAGAGGACAACCGGACAUGGAUGUAUAUUGGAUAUGCUUGUCGAAUGGCUGUGGAACUUGGCCUCAACCGAUAUCAUGCAAAACCUCCUGCUCACGAAAACGAUUUCCAGCUUCGUGAAAGGCGGAACAGAGAGAGGACAUACCUCGUCCUCUUUGUGCAUGACCGAAGUCUCAGCAUGCAGACGGGUCGGCAUUGGAUGCUCCCUGAAGAUGACUUUAUAAGGCACUCUGAAACCUGGCAUGAGCAGGGUGGGUCCCCCAUUCGAUGCGAAGAUGUCAUCGUUUCUGCUUUCACGCAACUCCGUCGUAUAGCGGCCGAGGCUACAGACAUGUUCCACACGAACCGGAGUCUUUCGGACGGUGGAAACAGUCAAGUCAAUAUCGAUAUGGUGCUGAAAAACUGCAAUGGGAAGCUUGCACUGUGGACCACUACCUGGGACCAUGAGAUGAGAAAAGCUAACGGAGAGUCUUUUCACUUUUCCUUCACCAAUCUCUUUUGCCUCUAUUCGAGCCUUUUCUUGAAUAGUUUUGGUGUUCAAUCCAGCGUCCCACCCGCAAAUCGCACAAAUAGUCAUGUUCGCGCCUUAUCUGCGUGUUUUGAAAAUGCAUUGAAUGUCUUGGGAAUCGCAUCUAAAGACUUUAGGGAAUUUGGUGUUUUGCGCUACGGACAAGAGACAACCUCCGUUAUGACUGCAUACUCUGCCAUAUUUCUAUUGAAGUUACUCCGCAGCUCUAAUACUCACACAGACUUGCAAUCAGAAUUACCGGAGGGUGCAGCUCAUCAGAUUCAUACUGCAAUCACGAAAACAGCCGAUGCGUAUCAAGAAGCUUCUCACCUUUCGCCCACCUCAACAUCAGCUGCCUACCACGCUCGGUUUCUGUGGAGUCUUGUUCGUAAUGAUAUAGAUCGAGCACGACAAAAUGCUCAAAAAGACAUUCCUAUUGACCCAAACAUUCAAAGUACGUCGUCUCCACGCUAUGUAGUGUAUAUGUUGACAGUUCAUCGUUUGAUUUGUCAGGUUCAUAUACACCAACUGCUCCAUGCGCACCCGAGCAAUUUCCAUGUUCAUCAUCCUCUUCUUUGUUGUCAUAUUCUGCGUAUCCAACGCAGAAUCCUGAUAUGAAUGGCCAGAACGCGCCUUCCGGAGGACCGAACUAUAGUGAUGCGUUAGGCCGUGCUUCUGGCUCAUAUGGCCCUUCAAGUCAACUAUCGUAUAACAUAGGGCAUGUCUCAGAAACCGACUUUCAUUACUACCGCAGUAUGUUAGUCGAGCUUGGUUUCGGAGAGAACGGCACUACCGUUCCUGCCAACGACGGUUUCCGCAACAUUGCCUAUGGAGACACAUCUACUUCUUAUUCCCAGAUUCCAUACGUACACAUAGCACCUAUGGGCCAAAAUGGAUUUGGGACCAGUUGAUGGGAGCGUUCCUUGUUUUGCACUUUUCUUCAUACACGGAAUUUUCUGGCAGCACCUCAGUACCACAGUAGUAUUAGUUUAUGAAUGACUUCAU
Suillus subaureus is the source of this 2822-nucleotide messenger RNA. RefSeq names its product fungal-specific transcription factor domain-containing protein. The record is from RefSeq and is a predicted model, not a curated record. The transcript is spliced from 14 exons. Gene Ontology annotation, biological process: DNA-templated transcription; regulation of DNA-templated transcription. Gene Ontology annotation, cellular component: nucleus. Lineage: Eukaryota; Fungi; Basidiomycota; Agaricomycetes; Boletales; Suillaceae. Gene Ontology annotation, molecular function: zinc ion binding; transcription cis-regulatory region binding; DNA-binding transcription factor activity, RNA polymerase II-specific. The coding region runs from base 399 to 2435 and encodes 678 amino acids.